Brachypodium distachyon (stiff brome) is the source of this 2262-nucleotide messenger RNA. Its product is annotated as stomatal closure-related actin-binding protein 1. Bases 455 to 1951 code for a protein of 498 amino acids. The transcript is spliced from 13 exons. The record is from RefSeq and is a predicted model, not a curated record. NCBI's taxonomy places the organism in Eukaryota, Viridiplantae, Streptophyta, Magnoliopsida, Poales, Poaceae. Gene Ontology annotation, molecular function: actin binding. Gene Ontology annotation, biological process: actin filament organization; regulation of stomatal movement.
CCCCGCGAUUAAGCGAGACCAGCCGGCUCAUCCAUCCGUCAAAUGAUGAUUUCCAAACUAAACUAACCCCCUCUCCUCUGCAGCAGCAGUACACCGUACUCUUCUCCUCCUGCCCCCUUUCCCCUUCCUUCCUUCCUCUGCCUUCGUUUCGUUUGGCCGUCGCAUCAGCUCAACCGAAUCCGGCAAACCAAAGUUCGAACGCGCCACCGGUCAAAAGGAAUCCACGAGAUCGAAAGCAACAGCACAGACAGACAGGCUCCAUCAUCCGAUUGCCAACUUUUUCUUCUUUUUAAUUUAUAAAGCAGGAAGGGGGCUUAAAACCCUAGCUUAAUUGGGCGGAGGAAUCCUUCAUCCUGUUCUUCCUCCCAAGGCUGGGCAGUUGCGUGCUCCAGAGGGUUCCAGUUCGUCGGGGCGGCGGGGGAAUCAGUUUUUUCGCCGAUUUUGGGAGCCGCUUAUGAGAGUACCACAGAUGACAAGGGUCAUCCAUGACUCCGGCGAAGGCAUGCAGAAAGAGGCACUUUAUAUGGUAUCAUCUGAUGUCAACUUCCCCAAGGGACAUUUUCCAGACUACAGGAUUGGGCCAAACAAUCAGAUCAUUGACCCAGAGGAGACACAUGAGGUUGUACCUUUGAAGGAGAUUGUUGCAAAGGAAACAGCACAGCUCCUAGAGCAGCGAAGGCGGCUCUCAGUGCGUGAUCUCAAGGAGAAGUUUGAGAAGGGUUUGUCUGGUGCCACCAAAUUGUCUGAAGAGGCUAAGCGGCGAGAAGCAGCCUCACUAGACAGGCAAGUUCUUCUGAAGAAGCUUAGAGAUGUUUUAGACUCUCUGAAAGGCCGUGUGGCUGGUCGAAACAGAGAUGAUGCUGAUGAAGCUAUCUCACUGGUGGAGGCACUAGCAGUCCAGCUUACUCAAAGAGAAGGAGAAUUAAUUUAUGAAAAGGCUGAAGUAAAAAAGUUGGCUAGCUUCCUCAAGCAGGCUACUGAAGAUGCCCGAAAGGUGGCUGAAGAGGAAAGAGCUCUUGCGCUUGCUGAAAUUGAGAAGUCCAGAGCUGCAAUAGCAAAAGUUGAGAAAGCAUUGCAGGAGCAUGAUUCAGCAUCAAGUAGCAGGGAGAAGGAGGAGAUCGAGGAACUUAGAAAAGAGAUCCGAGAGGCAAGAAGAAUAAAAAUGCUACACCAGCCGAGCAAGGUAAUGGACAUGGAGUUUGAACUUCAGGGCUUGCGGACGCUCAUAUCAGAAAAAACUCAGCUUUGCAAUCAGUUAAAGAAAGAGCUUGCCAUGAUCAAGAGGCUUGAACAAGAUAGCUCUAAACUGUUUGAGCUAGAAGGUUCUGAUACUCUUGGAUCACAGUUCCGUAUUAUCCCUCGAGUUGAUGGUGCUCCAGACAUCACAAGCUGUCUUGCUCAGUGGUACCGUGUAAUUUCUGGAGGCAGUAGAGAGCUCAUAUCAGGAGCUACGAGACUUACCUAUGCUCCAGAGCCAUCUGAUAUUGGCCAAUUGUUGCAAGCAGAGAUAAUUUUGAAAGCAGAUAAAGUUACAGUUCAGACAGAUGGUCCUGUAAAUCCUGCUGCAGGACUGGAACGUUAUGUGGAGUCGCUAAUGAGAAGGACAGAUAUUGAGUUCAAUGUGGUAGUCACCCAAAUGAAUGGGAAUGAUUACUCAUCAAACUCUGUCCAUGUAUUUCAUAUCGGAAAGCUGAGAAUAAAGCUUCGAAAAGGAAGGUCUACGAAAGCAAGAGAGUCAUAUUCCACCACAAUGAAGUUGUGUGGAAGCCGUGGUGGUGGUAAUGCUGCGGCUCGUGCAGUUUUCUGGCAAGCUAGGAAAAGCCUAUCCUACACUUUAGCUUUCGAAACAGACAGGGAUAGGAAUGCUGCAAUCAUGCUUGCUCGUAAAUUUGCUUCCAAUUGCAAUGUUGCUCUCACUGGACCAGGCGAUCAAGUCCAUGGUGGAGGCUGACGAACUAAUUUAGCCUGGUUUUGACAGCGCUGCAUAUAUAAUUAGUUUGUGAAUUUGGGUGCUUGUCUAUUUGUGUUUGUGAGAGAGUAGAGGCAUUCUUUUUAUUUUGCCUGCCUGCAGCUCUUAUAACAAUGGUAAAAGAAGGAAAGAAAACGCUGCACAAUUUGAUUGUAUCUUGUAUAUUACAUCUGUGUGAAAUUUGAAAAGAAGAUGAGAUUUUUUUUAGUGUAGCUCAGUAUCUUUCCCUUGAGUUAUCAAGAAAUGUACAGAUAAGAGAUAAUCAUCAUCUAUUUCACCUAUCACUUUUUUCA